AUGACAGACAGACAUAUAUUCAACGAUCAUACAACCUUAGUAGUCCGUUCACUCAAAGGAUUAGUAGGGUCUCAUCCUUAUUUAUCCUUAAUACCAAGUUUAAAAGUCGUCUAUAGGGCAGAUCAUGAUCCUUCAAAAGUUUCUUUGAUAUGUGGAGGAGGAAGCGGACAUGAACCUGGUACAGUUGGGUUUGUAGGUGCUGGUUUACUUAAUGCUGGUGUUGCCGGAGACGUUUUUGCUAGUCCUAGUGCUAAACAAGUUUUUGGAGCUAUAAAGAAGGUACCUAGUGAAAAGGGAACUAUAUUGAUCAUUACGAAUUAUACUGGAGAUAACCUUCAUUUCGGUCUGGCCAGACUUAUGGCUCAAUCCGCGGGAAUAGAAAAUGUCGAAUUGGUAGUAGUUGGGGAUGACGUCUCUGUCCCUCGAUCUAGAGGUUCCAUGGUCGGUCGACGUUGUUUAGCUGGUAUCAUUCUGAUAGUUUGUAAAAUCCUCGGGGCGGGUUCUACAAAAGAUAUGUCAUUCGACUCUUUGGUAAAAUUGGGUAGAUCAUCAAGUUCCAAUAUGGGUUCAGUAUGUAUGGCUUUGGAUCAUUGUCAUGUACCUGGUAGAACUGGAGAAUGGCAGAUUCCAGAAGGAAGGAUAGAGAUAGGAUUAGGACUGCAUAAUGAGACUGGAGUUUUCAACGUCGCUCAACCAUCAGAGGAAGAAAUUAUCAAACGUAUGCUUGAUCUCAUUUUGGAUCAAGAUGAUCCUGAGAGAGCGUUCGUCAAAUUCAAGCCGGACGAUCAGAUAGUAUUGCUUAUCAACAAUCAAGGAGGUAUGAGUAUGUUAGAGAUGGGAGCUGUAGCCGAUGAGACAUUGAAUCAACUUGAAUCAAGAGGAAUAAUCCCUGCUCGUAUUUUCAACGGACCAUUUAUGGGAUCUAUGAACAUGCCCGGAAUGUCUAUCUCCCUUCUCAACCUUACAAACGUUUCAGAAGAAUGUGGACUUUCCAUCGAAGAAUUACUGGAAUUAAUCGAUGCUCCUCAUAAUAGUCCCGGAUGGCCUGCGACUCAGAACAUGUAUCCUGUUCCGGAUUUUUUAGCGAGGAGGAAGAGGGAAGAACAUUUUACUGAGGUGGAUGCUGAGCCUAGAAAAGAGGUUUCGAAGGGACCAAAGUUGAUCGCUUCGGCAAAAACGAUUCAGGAAUGUAUGCGUAUAGCCGCUGAAGAUGUUAUUUCUCUUGAACCUCAAUUGACUCGAUGGGAUACGAUCGUGGGUGAUGGAGAUUGCGGAGAAACAUGUGCUAGUGGUGCUCAUGCCGUUUUGAAAGCUAUUGAAGAUGGUGUUGGAUCAGAUGGAGAUGUUGUUAAUCUUUUCCGAGAAUUGACCGAGAUAAUCGAUGAUGCAUGCGGAGGAACAUUAGGAGCAAUCAUUUCAAUUUUCUUAGCAGGAAUGACCAACGCUCUCAUCUCAUCAGCUUCUUCCAACCCUCCACCAAAAGUCAACGCUAAAUACAUGGGUAAAAUUGCUUUACAAGGAUUAGAAACACUUAAACAACGUACUGCCGCCAGAGUAGGUCAUAGAACAGUAAUGGACGCUUUGAUACCAUUUGCCGAAACUUUAGCUUCGACAGGUGAUUUAAAUAAAGCUGCUGAAAAAUGUAAACAAGGUGGGGAAAACACUACGAAAUUAAAAGCCAAAUUAGGUAGAGCUGCUUAUGUCGGUGAAAGGGAUGAUGGGAAACCUCAACCACCUGAUCCUGGUGCUAUGGCUUGUGUGGCUGUUGUGGAAGGUUUAGCAAAAGCUUGUGGGAUGAAAGAUUGA
Messenger RNA from Tremella mesenterica DSM 1558, 1806 nucleotides. RefSeq lists its product as uncharacterized. The coding region runs from base 1 to 1806 and encodes 601 amino acids. Gene Ontology annotation, cellular component: cytosol. NCBI's taxonomy places the organism in Eukaryota, Fungi, Basidiomycota, Tremellomycetes, Tremellales, Tremellaceae. The record is from RefSeq and is a predicted model, not a curated record. Gene Ontology annotation, molecular function: ATP binding; glycerone kinase activity. The transcript is spliced from 8 exons. Gene Ontology annotation, biological process: glycerol catabolic process.